Molecule: messenger RNA, 834 nt
Organism: Molossus molossus (Pallas's mastiff bat)
Lineage: Eukaryota; Metazoa; Chordata; Mammalia; Chiroptera; Molossidae
Product: hepatitis A virus cellular receptor 1 homolog
Exons: 7
Coding region: 1-834 (277 amino acids)
Biological process (GO): phagocytosis, engulfment; positive regulation of mast cell activation
Cellular component (GO): cell surface
Molecular function (GO): phosphatidylserine binding; virus receptor activity
Source: RefSeq, a predicted model, not a curated record
AUGCAUCCUUGGGUAGCCUUCACAGGCCUCAUACUACUUUGGACAGACGCUGUGGAUUCUCAGGCACAUGUGACCGGCGUGGUGGGUCAGCCUGUCACGCUACCCUGCACCUACUCAACAGCUUCUGAGAUCACGUCCAUGUGCUGGGGCCGAGGGGGCUGUGCUACAUUUAAAUGCUCAAAUCAACUCAUCUGGACUGAUGGAUACAGAGUCACCUUUCGGAAGGAUAAGCGUUAUGAUCUCCACGGCAUCAUUCCCCGGGGGAAUGUGUCCUUGACCAUAGAGGAUGCAGCUGAGUCUGACAGUGGCACCUAUUGUUGUCAUGUUCAGGGCGCUGGGUGGUUUAAUGAUUUGAAAAUCCACGUAUCAUUGGUGGUAAAGCCAGCUCCACCUGAGGUCACCAGUGCUCCAACAUCACCUAAGGCCGCCACCUCUGCUCCUACAACUCCAGCAGCCACGCAGAACCUCAAGACAGCUCCACCCGAGGUCACCGGUGCUCCAGCAUCACCUAAGGCCGCCACCUCUGCUCCUACAGUGCCAGCACACUGGCAGAAUUUCACGACAGCUCCACCUAAGGUCACCAAGUUCCUAACAUCCCCUCAGGUCUCCAACUCUGCUCCUACAACGCCAGCACUGAAACAGAAAUUCGAGACAGGUCACCGGUGCUCCAGCAUCACCUACGGUCUUCACCUCUGCUCCUACAACUGCAGCACCCAUGCGGAAACUCAAGACAGCAAAGAGCCUCUGGCUGAAACUUCACCAAAGGCAACUGCAGUGCGCUACCAGGCACGGGAUGGGAUCUGCUUUGAGAAUGACCUUUACAACAUGAAUUAA